Messenger RNA from Eucalyptus grandis, 4442 nucleotides. RefSeq names its product probable disease resistance protein At4g27220. The record is from RefSeq and is a predicted model, not a curated record. The coding region runs from base 206 to 4417 and encodes 1403 amino acids. The transcript has 5 exons. Gene Ontology annotation, molecular function: ADP binding. NCBI's taxonomy places the organism in Eukaryota, Viridiplantae, Streptophyta, Magnoliopsida, Myrtales, Myrtaceae.
CAACAGCAGGCCUAUGCCUUUGUUUUUCUAGGAAUUGGAUCUCCGCCUUCAGCGCAAGAGAGACUUGUUGCUGGAUCCCUGGAUGCUGACUAGUGCUUCAGAAUCUCAAGAACAGCUACUAAGUUCUACUUCUUGACGUGCGUCUUUGCCCCUUAGAUACAUCCAGAUCUUCUUUUUCUGUCCGAACAGGAUAUUAAUAGCGGCGAUGCCUAGAGAAAAGGAUCCAUUUCGGAGGCAUGUGACGUUCCUGAAUGAAAAGAACAGCAAGUGGAGGUGUAACUUCUGCAGACAGGAGAAUGGUGGUGGGGCCACAAGGAUCAAAGCUCACUUGGCUGGAAUUGGAGGCUUUGGUAUUAAAGGAUGUGAGAGAGUCGAUGUUAAUGUAAGAGCAGACGCCAAAGUCGCACUGAUGGCUAGAAGAGUGAUGGACUCAAGCGACCGAGGUGUAUCUGAGGAAAGGAUACAAGGAAAUGUUAGAGCCGCUCCGACCAGCACAUCCAAUCCACCAAAUGUGGAGGGAGGAACCAAUUUACAGUUUCCACAAGGUGUGCCUCCUUUGACACCACAAACUCGUGGAUGGAUGGAACAUAUGGUGCAGGAGGACAGGGCGGUCAACCUCGCAAACCUCCCAUUGGAUGGUGCAACAAGUUACUCUAGUGCAUCUCCCCCGCCAAAUUCAUUCUUCCCUAGUUCACCAAAUGACCUGUUGCCCUUUUUAACUGAGUCUCUAACAUUAAAUGCACAACAGAAUCCAAGUGCGUCGUUGCCAUCACAAAACUGCCAGCUCCUUGAUUGUACUUCUCUGAAUGAAUCACCGGGAUCCGUUUUGCCUGGUCCCAUUGCAACAGAUACUCAACUCACUAACAUGGCCACAACCAACGCUCCCCAGCAUUCCAAUCAACCAGAUCAAAGCUUCCACAGGCAGUGUGGAUAUGGCACUGGUUUAUCUCCUCCACGGGCUUCCAUGGACAUGGAGCCACUUAUUCCAUCACUACCUUUCGAUGAACCUCUGAUUUUCGAGCCAUUGAAUUCCUCUCUGCACAUUCCAGUGGACAUCAUAAACACAAUAGGCCCAUCAACAUCAGAAGGGAUGCUGAAAGGCGCACCAGCAAGGGCAUUAUCAGUCCAGUAUAAUCAAUUACCUGAUGUAGGUAAUUCAAAUUGCUUUCUGGAUUGCAAUCGGCCGUGCAUAUCCAAUGAAUCAGAUAUGAACGAGGAUAUGAACGAGGGUGCGCCGAUGACGAGUCAUCCAAACACAGGCAACAACUUUGAAGAGAAUAGAGUUUUGAAAAGAAAACUAAAGCGACUCUAUAGCAGAGAAGCUGACAUAAGAGAUGAGUUAGAAUUUGCUGCAUCUCUAUCCCUAAAGAAGCCAAGAAUGGAAGUUGCGAAUUGGUUGGCAGAUGUGGAGAGGCUUAGAAAUGAUUCCCAUGGUACUAAAGCAGCAAGUGAGGAUUGUCUGCCACCAAAUCAACAAGUGGAUAUACUGAUGCAAGAAGCAGAAGAUCUUAUGAGGCAAGGUAAAUUCCCAAAAGGACUACUGGAGGCGGGAGAGACCAAAGGCAGUAAAUUGUUAGAAAAAAAGUUGGUGGGAGAGGCAUUUGAGAGAAAUACUACAAAGGUUUUGGAGUACUUGGUAGGGAAUCAAAUAUCUCGAUUAGGCAUUUAUGGAAUGGGAGGUGCUGGUAAAACGACUAUUAUGGUGCAUAUACAUAAUAGACUCCUCGAAAAAGCAAAUUAUGGCAAUGUGUUGUGGAUCACUGCAUCCCAAGAUUUUAACACACAAAAGUUGCAGGAUGACAUUUGGAAGGAACUAGGUUUGGGCACACUACAAGAGAAGGAUGUGAGGAAACGAGCAGCAAUGUUGUUCGAUUGUUUAACGGAAAAAGGUAAGUCUACAAUAAUCCUCGAUGACUUGUGGGAACAUUUUGAUCUUGAAGAGGUGGGAAUACCUACUAGAGCAAAUGGAUUUAAGUUGGUCUUGACCACUCGAUCCUUUGAUGUAUGCUGCCAAAUGCAAUGUCAGGAGAAGAUAAAAAUUGAAGCUCUAUCUCAAAAAGAAGCAGAGAGUUUAUUUAUGGAGGAGCUUGGAUCCGAAGUGGCACUUAAUUUGGAGACUAAAGGAGUUGUGAAGUCCAUUGUUAAAGAGUGUGCAGGCUUGCCGCUUGGCGUCAUCACAAUGGCAAGAAGCAUGCGAGGGGUGACCGAUGUGUUUGAAUGGAAGGAUUCCUUGGUGAAAUUGAAAGAAUCGGAUAUGGGGCAAACAAAUAUGGAAAGGAAGGUCUUAAUGAAUCUAAAAUUCAGCUAUGAUCGCCUUGGUAAUCAUGAAGUUCAACAAUGUUUCUUAUCUUGUGCACUUUAUCCAGAAGAUUAUUUAAUUGAUAAGUUUGAGUUGAUAGAAUUCUUUAUUGACCAAGGAUUGAUUGGUGGAUUGAAUACAAGGGAGAAACAAUAUGAUAGAGGCCUCACCAUACUGAAUAAACUGGAAAAUGUUUGCCUAUUGGAAGAUAAUGGGAGCGAGAUGAAGAUGCACGAUUUGAUUAGAGACAUGGCAUUGCACAUCAUGAGUGCGAAUUCGAUUGUAAAAGCAGGAAAGGGGUUGACGAGAAUACCACCUCAGGAAUAUUGGACGGAUGCUUUGGAGAAAGUUUCUCUUAUGAAGAAUGGAAUUAGAAAAUUUCCUUUGAAAAUGUCACCAAAUUGUCCUAAACUAUCAACGUUUCUAUUGAAUGGAAGCUUGUCAUAUGAUGUAGUCAUCCCCAAUUAUUUCUUCAAACAAUUAUGGGGGCUGAAGAUUCUAAACCUUAGUAGAUGUAAACUAAGAGGACUUCCAAAUUCCAUCUCAGACUUGGUAAACUUGAAAGCACUAUUGCUUAGAGAGUGUCAAGAAUUGCGCAAUAUUCCUUAUUUAGGGAAGCUCGAGUCUUUAAGAAAGUUGGACAUUUGUGGCUGUAUUUUCCUUCGAGCACUCGAGGGUCUAGAAAUGUUGGUGAACUUGAGAUACCUUGACUUAUCUUAUACACAUAUAAGGAGAUUACCAAAAGGGACAUUGGGGGCUUUGCUAAACUUGCAGUAUCUUAAAGUUCAUGCAGUAAAUGGAGAAGACAUUGCAAAAUUGUGGGCAUUGGAGACACUUGAAUGCUACUUUGAAGAUGUGGAUGAUUUCAACAAGUGGGUGAGGGUUACUAAGCAAAGUAAUAACCCUCGCUUUUACAAGCUCAAAGUGGAUAAAAAAGAAUCGAAGUUUUAUGUGGAAGUAAGUGAUGAUGCUAGAUUUGGGAGUGAGAGGAGAGUCUACAUUGACGAGGAGAGUCAUGCUAUUUUGUGUGUGGGAGGGGAAAGUAAUGGCAUUUGUAUUAAGAUUCCCCAAGAUGUGCAGACAUUGACAUGGAGAAAAUGCCACAGUACAACAAAUUUGUCUAGCAUGAGUCCGCUUAAAAACCUUGAGGAGCUAGAUAUAAAAGAAUGGAAUAACUUAGGGGUACUUUGUGGAAGACAGGAUGAAGUAAUCGACAUCUAUGACUCUCAAGCCCCAACCCCAAUCCCUCUCCUCUUCCCAAGCCUUAGGAUUUUGAAAAUAUCUCAUUGUCCGAAACUGAAGUAUCUAUGUGGGCAUGGGUCUAAAUUCUAUCUUCCACACUUACAAGAGAUUGAAGUAUCCGACUGUGAGGAAAUGGUGGGGAUAAUAGCAUCAGUUACGUCUCCACCACCAUGUUUGCCCCCAGCCUUCCCUAGUCUAGAAGAGAUCUAUGUUGUGCGGUGUGAAAAAAUGAAGAGAGUGGUGGAAUCUAAAUGGCUGCCCCACUUCCCCAUUCUGAGAAGAAUCACAGUGCGCUGGUGUGAGAACAUGGAGGAGAUAAUUGAAGGUCAUCCCCCAUACAUGCUAGUUGAAGAGAUUUCUCUCGAAUCUCUUGAGGUAAGAGGUUGCGAUAAUAUGAAAAAGCUGUUUCCGCAUGAGUUGCUGAUCCAUCUUCGAAAUAUUCAAAAUAUCAAGAUUAGUUUAUGCAAAGGAAUGGUGGAGAUAAUAAGCAGAGUAGGACAAGGCGAAGAAGGAAGUGUAAUGACUCCCGUAAAGAGCCCUUCAUCUUUCCAGUCUUCAAUUUCUCUCCCAAAGCUGAGGUGCUUGUGGCUAUGUGAUCUACCCCGGCUGAGUAGCAUAUGUGAAGUCCCAAUAACUUGCAACUCCAUUAAAGCUAUACAGGUGUCCAAAUGCCCAAAGUUGAGCAGGAUUCCUUUGCAACUGCAAUUACGGGAUAUUGAGGACCUCGCAUGGAUUGAGGUGGAAGAUGAGGAACUGUGGAAGACGCUGAAAUGGGAUCAUUCCAAUGCUCAAGCUAUUCUAAAACCUCAUCUCCAUUUCCGUGGCAGUAGUGUGUUCUACAAUGCCAUAAGUCCCAUUAAUGCUGAAGAAUGGUGACGCUGACGGGAUGAUCGAAACCCAG